UUAGAGUGCGAGUGGGCACCCAAAAAAAAAAAAAAAACAGUUUAUCCCGAUUUUGACCUUAUCCUAGAUCUUAAAGUUUCUAAAGAUGGGCAUUGCCUUGAUGUUCCUUCUGGCCCUGUACCAGAUGCAGUCGGCCAUUCACAGCGAGAUCAUCGAGACGCCCUCGUACGGCGGCAAUUCGCUGCUGGAAACGGAUGGGGACAAUGGUCUCAGCACGCCACAGGUACCGCAGGACAAUGACCUUAUGAAUGCGGUUCUGAGCAGCGAUCAGCCCGAGAAGGCAGAGCUGGAGUUCCGGCAUCCCAUCUCGGUGAUCGGCAUCGAUUACACCAAGAAUGCGGUGCUUCUGCGCUUCCGGAAGCCGCGCUACAAGUUCGAUCCGGAGCUGGAGGCCAAGCGGCGGUCCUUGGCCGACAAUUUCAUGCACUUUGGGAAACGGCAAGCGGAGCAGCUGCCGCCCGAAGGCACUUAUGAUGCCUCCGAUGAGCACGACAGUAUGGAGAAGAGAUCGAGCAUGGAUCGAUAUGGCAGGGAUCCCAAGCAGGACUUUAUGCGGUUCGGCAGGGAUCCCAAGCAGGACUUUAUGCGCUUUGGCAGAGAUCCCAAGCAGGACUUUAUGCGCUUUGGAAGGGAUCCCAAACAGGACUUUAUGCGCUUUGGGCGCAAUCCCUCGGACUUCAUGAGGUUCGGCCGAGAUCCCAAGCAGGAUUUCAUGCGCUUCGGUCGAUCUCCAGCUGAGGAUUUCAUGAGAUUCGGACGACCGGACAACUUCAUUCGCUUCGGACGCAAUCCCCACGAGGAGCUGCGUAGUGUAAAGCAGGACUUUAUGCGCUUCGGACGUCCCGAUAACUUUAUGCGGUUUGGACGCUCUGCUCCGCCACAGAUGGACUCCAACUUUAUUCGGUUCGGCAAGAGUGUAAAGGCCCCAGUUCCCGAAUCCAAGGGGACCAAGUCGGGACAGCCAGGCGAAAGCAAUUCCGUGGACAAGGCCGUGACAGAGCUGUUCAAGAAACAGGAUCAGCAGGUGAAAAGCGGCGAACAGACUUCGACCUCGACGGAUGAGGGCAGCACCGAGCAGGAUCAGUUCUUUAGCCAGUGAACAAAUGGGUCCUUCGAGACGGCGAAUCCUUGUAAAUAGAAAAUAUUGAUUGACACCCGACACGAAUCGUAACUGAUAUACGUAUACUCCCUCCUCCCAAAACGAACUCCUGAUAUGUAGAUUAUGAAUUUUUAAUGGGGCUGGAUUAAAAAUUCACCACGCUUUGAUCUAAUCAUACCAAAAAAUGUAUCUUUAUCUAUAAAUAUAUGUAUACUUAGC
Messenger RNA from Drosophila serrata, 1318 nucleotides. RefSeq names its product FMRFamide related propeptide (gene FMRFa). Gene Ontology annotation, biological process: neuropeptide signaling pathway. Lineage: Eukaryota; Metazoa; Arthropoda; Insecta; Diptera; Drosophilidae. The record is from RefSeq and is a predicted model, not a curated record.